AGCCGAAGGGAGCCGAGCGCCCAGACUCUGUCCCGGAAGGGGCCGCCGGGAGCCCCCCCCCCGCCUCACUCCGCCCCGGAAGGAGCCCCUAAGAGCCUGGCGCCCUCCUUGCCGAAGCCGCCCCCGGCCCCCCCGCAGCGCCUCCCUCACCCAAGGAGCACCGGGCGGCGAGCACCCCAAGUCGGGGGAGAAGGCCGGCCCAGCGGGAAGCGCUUCCGGAAGGGGAGCCUGCCGCAACCGAGAUCCCGCGGAAGGAGGCAGCGAUUGGCUCCUGGGGCCGCAGCCGCGUGAGGAGGCGCUGGGCCCCCGGCGCCCCCCGCACAACGCCCCCUGCUGGCUCUUCGAGCGGCCGCAGCAGAGGAGAGGCUGGCUCCAGCGGCAGCGGCAGCAGCAGCAGCGGCGGCGGCGGCGGCGGCGGCGGCAGCGGCAGCAGGAGGCAGAGGGCUGGCAGCGGGGCUUCGGGCUUCCCGUAGCACGAGAGGAGGAGGAGCCGGAGCUGGAGCCGAGCAGGAGGAGCAGGAGCGGACGCGGUGCUCGCGGCCCCUGGGGACCAGGCAUGGAGAACAGAAAGCUUAUUUCUGCCACUGACACUCAGUACUCUGGUAAUCUACUGAACUCCUUGAAUGAGCAACGAGACCAUGGCCUGUUCUGCGAUGUCACUGUGAUCGUGGAAGAUCGAAAAUUCCGGGCCCACCGGAAUGUUCUGUCUGCAUCAAGUACUUACUUCCACCAACUUUUUGCAGUUGCUGGGCAAGUAGUUGAACUAAACUUUAUAAGGGCAGAGAUUUUUGCAGAAAUUCUCAACUAUAUUUAUAGUUCUAAACUUAUGCGUAUUAGAUCAGAUCUACUUGAUGAAUUAAUUAAGUCAGGGCAGUUGUUAGGAGUUAAGUUUAUAGCAGAACUCGGUGUACCUUUGUCGCAGGUUAAAAGUAUCUCAGGUGCAAUAAAGCAGGAUAGUGAUACCUUACCUCCUGGCACAGACGAAAAGGAUCUUCAAGUGCAGAAGGCAGAAAAUGAAGGCUCCGAUGCUGGGGUGACUAUGAUGCCUGUUAUCACGGAGACUUUUUCUUUAUGUGCUGAAGAUUAUGAGACAAAAAAAAUCGGUACUGAUUCUGAUGAAGACGAUGAUGUAAUUUUCUGCUCUGAAGUUUUACCUCCCAAAGAGGCUUUGCCAGGUGGUAAUGCAGCGGCACAAGUCCAGCCAGACCCAGGGCCUGUUGCCUAUGCGGAUAAGGCUUGUGGUACCAGUAGCUCGCCCCCUCUAACAAAUAAACCACUGCAGACACUUGCUACUUCUGUGAACCAGAUGGGCCCAAGCCAAACCCGAAAUAGUGAAGAAACACUUAAGUCUUCAGCUCCAAAGCAUCUGACUCCCAACAUCAUUUUGUUAAAUCAGCCAUCUCUUAACUCCCUACCAAGUUCUUCACAUCCUAGUCAGGUGUCUCCUUCAGUUAAUUUACUUGUACAGAAUCAUCAGCAGACACCAAAUAAUACCAUGGCUUUACCUAAACGUAGGGCUAAUGUAGAAGUGGAAGCAGAGAUUAUAGAUGAUGAUGAUGACACUAUUACUUCUAGUUCAGACUCGGCAGUCAGUAAUCCCUCUUUGCUCCCCCACCCCGAUGCUUCUUUUAAUGGCUCUGCAGUCCAGUCAAAGCAGGUCUCUCUUUUUCAUCAAGAACCACUCUCUAACUCUUUAAAAAUUUCAAACGUCAUUACUGAAAGCAGUAAGGAUUCAGGUGGAGGUGCAAAACAUGUGAUGGAGGGUCAGAAGAUCAUUACUCUAGAUACAGCUACUGAAAUUGAAGGCUUAUCUACUGGUUGUAAAGUUUAUGCAAAUAUUGGGGAGGACACAUAUGACAUUGUGAUUCCUGUCAAAGAUGACCCUGACGAGAAAGAGGCCAAGCGUGAUAGUCAGGUCCCCAAAACAUCUGGUGAUGAGCCUUCCAAUAAGCGUGUGAAAGUCAAACAUGAUGAUCACUAUGAAUUAAUUGUAGAUGGGAGGGUGUAUUAUAUUUGUAUCGUGUGCAAAAGAUCUUAUGUCUGUCUGACAAGUUUGCGGAGACAUUUUAACAUUCAUUCUUGGGAGAAGAAGUAUCCGUGCCGUUAUUGUGAGAAGGUGUUUCCCCUUGCAGAAUACCGCACCAAACACGAGAUUCAUCAUACUGGAGAGCGGCGGUAUCAGUGUUUGGCCUGUGGCAAAUCUUUUAUCAACUACCAGUUUAUGUCUUCACAUAUAAAGUCAGUUCAUAGUCAGGACCCUUCUGGUGACACCAAGCUAUAUCGCCUACAUCCGUGCAGGUCUCUGCAGAUCAGGCAAUAUGCUUACCUAACCGAUCGGCCUAGGAGUAUACCUGUAAUAAAGGAAGAUGGAAUUGUGUAUAAGGUUGAUGGUGGGAAAGAACCUUCAGAAGGGACUGCCACAUCUACUCCCCAAAGCAAGCCAAUGACUUGGGAUGAUAUCUUUAUUCAACAGGGAAAUGAUUCCAUGUUUAAACAAAAUGUAACAGAUGGCAGCACAGAGUUUGAAUUUAUAAUACCAGAAUCUUACUGAAUUGCUUUGGAAAAAAAAAAACCUGAGAUUGUGUCGGGGGCAAUGGUUUCAAAAGACCAGUAAACACUUAUAAAAUAAAUUGGGGUGAAAGCAAGUUAAUUAGUCCUUCAAAGUCAUCCGAAAGUAGUUUUUUAUUUGCAUUAUUUUUAGUUACAGGAAAUUGCUAGGAGCAAAUUUUUCUGAAAGUUUACUUGAAUAUUAAUUGAGGAGUUAUCUCCAGCGUGAGCUGUUCAUUAGUUUAUUUUUGGGGUUUUUGUUUGUUUGUUGGUUUUUUAAGAAAAAUGGUAUAAAAAGGUAGUUUUCUGAAAAGAAUUUGAAGCAGUCACUCCUCUCUAACAGGUAUUAUUGGUAUACCUGAAAAAUUGAACCUAUUUUAUGAAUUUUCUCUUAUGUAUAGCACUUUACUGCUGAUUUCUGCAAAAAAACAUUUGAACAAUAAGUCUUCAGUUUUUGUGUUGUCUAAUGUGUAUGACAUAAAAAUAUCCAGCAGCUUUGAAAAUCAUUUUGAAAAGGUUCAAAAUAACUGUCCUGCCCACUUGGAUGGCAUACUUCGGGUCCAGCAGUGCCGUAUUGCUCUAGUCCAAAUGGAUUGUUAAACUUCCAUCUGGAUAGUUAAACCUGCCCUUUCUCAUAAGCUUGUCACCUGGAACAAUGGUAGAAUUGGGCUCAUCAGCACAAGCUUGACUUAUAUAUGGCCAUGUACCGAAAGAGACCAAUGGCUGGUCCACUUUAUCCCUUUGCCACAUGGAAUAUGCAGAGGGAAUCUUGACGGACUAAGAUCUGAGUGGUAUGGGAUGGAGAAAAAGGACAAGUCCUGCAGCGAUUAUUUUGUUAGGAGAUUGUCAAUUAUUUUGUUAGGAAAUUGUCGAUUAUUUUGUUAGGAAAUUGUCAAGAGCGCUCAGCUUCAGACACAGAAUCAAGUUAGGAAGCAGUUGUUGAUUUGCUCGUGACUAACAUGCCCAGAUUUACAUGAUAUUACUUUUACUUUUUAAUCUGAAGGCUGCAUCGUGGGCUUGCAAAUAUGCAUAAAACUACAAAAAUAUCUAAACUCCAUGGUUUUGGGGGAGGAGUCCUUCAGUGUAAAUUCUUAAAUGUAGAAUCUUCUAGUAGGAAGUUUUCGUUUGAAACAAUUGAUGUGUUUUUUUUCUCUCAAAGAAAAACCGUAGCUUUUUAUGUAUUCUAAGGUAUGCUUUGCUCCAUUCUACCUGCAAAUCACCGUGAUGCUACAGCAUUCAGGAACUCUGUAUGGAAUCAUGUCGGCCUACUGGCCUCUGUGUCACCUUCAAAGUGGUGCACCAAUAGGAAACUUUCAUUGGAAAAGCCAGUAAAGUGAGCAAGCACAAAUACUUCACUUAGUAUUUCCUAAGUCAACCUGUUGAAUUUCUGUAAAUGAUUUGCAAAAAGAAAAAAAUGUAAAAAAUACAAAAAAAUUAAUAGAUAUGAAAAGGUUGUGCAUAGUAAUAGUUAUUUGUAACCUUUCAGUAAAUAUUUCUUAUCUGACAGUUUAAAAGAAUUUUUCUUUUUAUGUAUUAUAAGAAAUAACUUUUUUAAGCUUAAAGCUUUAAUUAUGUUUUCAUGCAUACGUCAUUGUUGCCAAGAUAAGUUAGGUUUGAAGAUAAUAAUUUUAAAGCUUCUAAAGCUACAAAGGUACCAGAAAUCAGUAUUUUUAAUAAAAGGAGAACAAAACAUAAGUCAUUCUUUGCCUACCCAGGUGUAUGCUGUGCAUAUGUUUUCUGUCCUGUGUGUGAAUAGGUUUUUCAAAUCAUUAUCAUUGUGUAAAUUAACCUUUUUUAAAAAUUAGGAAAUAGUUUUUAAUUUAAGACUCUGCUACCAGAAACCACAGUAGUAGAGUUUGUGUAUAGAUAUUAAUGAUGUUAUUCUUUGGUUAUGAGAGUGUUUCUUGCUUUGAAAAAUGUUCUUGGUUGAAUUUUAUUCGUUCCAUUAAUAUACUUCAUCAGUUAGAUGCGAUUAUUACGAGUGUGAACAAUACCUAUACCAGCAUAGCUUUCAGACCUUUCAGACUUAAUGGCCCAUGUGCAGUUAAACACAUAGACACAUUUUGUCAUGCUAAGGCUUGGUAAGUUUUAUGAAUCUGUUGUGACAAAUGGGGAAUUCCUUCUACCACUCCAAUUCUUUAUUCAGAAUGAAGUGGAUAUAAUUAUUUGCUGCUGAAUUUGCCCUGUUGAAGUCCUGAUUCUCAAAUUUAAGCUCUCUGCCUAUUAAAGAUAACUUUCUGAGGGCUAGAGGGGAGCAGGGGUUUGGAGGAAAACUGGAAAAAUUAACAUUAAAUCGUAUUUCUGCCAGAAGACUCUUACUUGCAUGUGUCUCAGGGUCUUCAGUUUUCCUAGGAGUAAUUUCAAUAUCCAAAGUCCAGAGCGCAUAUGAAAAACUUUUUGGGGGAAUAAAACCCUUCACUUCUAGUAUUUAUUGGGUUGAAAAUGUGUCGAGGCCCCCAUUUAUUCUUUUUAUGGGGCCUUUUGGCCUUUAGAUCUCAGCCUGUUGCACUUACUAUUUUUUUGGUUGUUAAGCUAGCUUUUUCCUUUUGGUCUUAAUGCUAAAUUUCCUGUAAAUAUUAGCAGAUGUUAACGCUUUGAAACAGUACUCGCAUUCAAAACAGUCACACAAUUUGACACCGCUUAAAGUCUUAGCAAAAUCAGAAAAAAAUGCCAUAGCAAACUUGCAAGAACCAUUUUAAAAUACUUUCAAUGUUCAUAAUGAUUUUAGUAGUGAAUACCCUCCACCCUGUCACUAAGGGAAACUUAUGCUACAUCUUUCCAGUAUAGCAAAGAGCAACAUAACACAUUUGAGCUAAUCAUUUUUAGAGGCUGCAUAUUUAUUUUCUGCUGUUGUUAAGGCAUGACUAUUAUCAAGAUCCAAGAGCCGAUAAACUGUACGUUGUCUUAAGAGCUUUGACUUCCGUAGCUCAGAAUCAAAACUGCCUGCUGUUUAUUUUUACCAACACUGUAAUGUGUAUAUAUACACCUGUACAGUCUUUUGCUUAACUUUUAAAAGUUGUGCUUUAAACCUUAACCAGUAAUUCUUGCUGUUAGUUCUUAGUAGCUUUCUAUGGCAAAAAUAAAAAGUUUUAAUUCCAA
Molecule: messenger RNA, 5646 nt
Organism: Trichosurus vulpecula (common brushtail)
Lineage: Eukaryota; Metazoa; Chordata; Mammalia; Diprotodontia; Phalangeridae
Gene: ZBTB33
Product: zinc finger and BTB domain containing 33
Exons: 2
Coding region: 557-2551 (664 amino acids)
Biological process (GO): regulation of transcription by RNA polymerase II
Cellular component (GO): nucleus
Molecular function (GO): DNA-binding transcription factor activity, RNA polymerase II-specific; RNA polymerase II cis-regulatory region sequence-specific DNA binding; protein binding
Source: RefSeq, a predicted model, not a curated record